AGCAAAAUCAAAACAUUCGCCUUCUGGGUUUCAGUUUCAACUGCGUUUUGUUUGCGUAAAAUUUCCUAAAUAGCCAGCCAGCAUGUCCGGAGGAAAAACACCACUCGAGCUGAUGUCCGGAACGUUCAGCAAAUCGUGGCUGUACGAUAAAUGGGCACCCGGUGUUGGAGCGGUCUUCGGUUUCGCGGGUGCUUGCUUCGUCAAUUUUGGCACCAGUCGGCCGAUUUUCAGCGGCAUUCAAAAGCACAUUAUCGCGGCAGUGGCGGCCAGUGUUAUUGCUACGACCGUAGAUAAAUGGAGAAAUCAAUAUCUUGCGGAAAAGGAUGCAACGUUGCGACAUUAUAUCGAAUUACAUCCUGAGGAUUUUCCUGCACCUGAACGCAAAAAGUGGGCUGAUGUGUUCGAAUAUUGGCAACCGAUCCGUUGAAAAUCAUCUAUUUCUCUGUUAGCUUCCCAGAUCGAGACGAAUAAACUAGUGCUUUUCCUCUAAUCGCCACAAACAGAGGAGCAAAAAUAAUCUUACCAU
Sabethes cyaneus is the source of this 526-nucleotide messenger RNA. RefSeq names its product NADH dehydrogenase [ubiquinone] 1 subunit C2 (gene ND-B14.5B). Gene Ontology annotation, biological process: mitochondrial electron transport, NADH to ubiquinone. Gene Ontology annotation, cellular component: mitochondrial inner membrane. NCBI's taxonomy places the organism in Eukaryota, Metazoa, Arthropoda, Insecta, Diptera, Culicidae. The transcript is spliced from 3 exons. Bases 83 to 427 code for a protein of 114 amino acids. The record is from RefSeq and is a predicted model, not a curated record.